GAUUUCGUUAGUUCUUGUUUACAAAAGUGUAUUCUGUUCAGUUUUUGUUUAUAAAAUUGUGUUGGUGAUUUAAAUCAAGUGAAUUUGGUUUCAUUUAUAGAGUUGCUUAUUUCCUCUCUUAAAAAGGAAAACAUCGAACAAACACAAACAUACAUACAAACAAAAUAAAGAGCGAUCAAUUGUCAAUGUGACAUUAGCGGUCUCGACUCGUGAUUCACAAAUCAAAAUUGAUAAUACAUUUCUUUUUUGCGAGUCAUUGUGAGAACUUUCUUUACUGCAAGUCUCCAGUUAGAUCUAUUUGAAUUUUCCAAAAAAAAAUAAAUAUAAAAUGGCACAUCGUAAUAUCAGCAGAUUGGUUAACAAAGUAGCUGUUAUUACUGCAUCCACUGACGGAAUUGGUUUUGCAAUUGCAAAACGAUUUGCUGCAGAAGGUGCCAAAGUGGUUGUGAGCAGUCGAAAACCAGAAAAUGUUUCAAAUGCUGUGAAUAAAUUGAAAAAUGAUGGUUUUUCGAAUGUGAUUGGUGUUAAAUGUCAUGUUUCGGAUGCAAAUGAUCGUAAAAAUUUAUUCGAUGAAACGCUUAAAAAUUUUGGUAAAAUUGAUAUUCUAGUAUCGAAUGCAGCGGUAAAUCCCGUUGUUGGACCUGUACUUGCUUGCCCGGAAGAUGCAUGGGAUAAAAUAUUUGAUGUAAAUGUUAAAGCAUCGUUUCUUUUGGCUAAAGAAGUUACACCAAUUUUACGUGACGAAACGAACGGAAGCAUCAUAUUUGUAUCAUCAUACGCUGGACUCAAUCCAUUCCCGUUAAUUGGAGCUUAUUCAGUUAGCAAAACAGCAUUGAUUGGAUUAACAAAAGCACUAGCGCAAAAUCUUGCUCCUGAAAAUAUUCGGGUUAAUUGUGUUGCACCUGGCAUUAUUCGAACAAAAUUUGGUUCAGUAAUGUACGAGUCGGAAACAGCACAUGAAGCGGCUCUAUCGAUGAUUCCGAUGAACCGAUUGGGUGAAGUUGAAGAUAUAUCGGGACUUGUUGCCUUUUUGGCAUCAGACGAUGCAGCCUAUAUUACGGGUGAAACGAUUGUGGCUGCCGGUGGAAUGCCAUCAAGACUUUAGAUAUGGGGCUAUGAUGGAUGGGUGUGGGACUUACAAAUAAAAAGCAUAUAAUUUUUUGAAAAAUAAAUAUAUAUUUUUUUAUUUAUCCGA
Messenger RNA from Contarinia nasturtii (swede midge), 1195 nucleotides. RefSeq names its product dehydrogenase/reductase SDR family member 4 (gene Dhrs4). The record is from RefSeq and is a predicted model, not a curated record. The transcript has 4 exons. Lineage: Eukaryota; Metazoa; Arthropoda; Insecta; Diptera; Cecidomyiidae. Gene Ontology annotation, molecular function: carbonyl reductase (NADPH) activity. The coding region runs from base 329 to 1105 and encodes 258 amino acids.